Messenger RNA from Cavenderia fasciculata, 2847 nucleotides. It is a transcript of the gene clcA, whose product is annotated as chloride channel protein. The transcript has 5 exons. Bases 1 to 2847 code for a protein of 948 amino acids. NCBI's taxonomy places the organism in Eukaryota, Evosea, Eumycetozoa, Acytosteliales, Cavenderiaceae. Gene Ontology annotation, cellular component: membrane; intracellular membrane-bounded organelle. Gene Ontology annotation, molecular function: voltage-gated chloride channel activity. Gene Ontology annotation, biological process: chloride transport; transmembrane transport. The record is from RefSeq and is a predicted model, not a curated record.
AUGGGUAGACAAGGUUCAUCAACACCUUCAUCCUAUUUUGAUGAUUUUGAUGAUAACGAUAAUAAUCAUAAUAACAAUAACAACAAUAAUAAUAAUAAUAAUAAUGACAAUACCAAUAAUGAAAAUAAUGGAUUCUUUGAUAGUCAUAUGGACAAUAAUCCUUUUAAUUUAAAUCAACAACAAUUACAAUUACAACAACAACAACAACAACAACAACAACAACAACAAUUGCAACAACAACAAAAUAAUAAUAAUAAUUUUAAUAAUAAUAAUAAUAUAUCACCACCAACAUCAACAUCAUCAGGUGGUUUUAAUUCACAUUUUGGUAUAAAUAUUAGUACUAGUCCACCAACAUCACAACAUAUAAAAUUAGGACAAAGAAGUAAUAAUAAUAAUAAUAAUAGUAUGGGAAUUGAUGGUGGAGCAACCUUUAUAGAUACCGAUUCUAUCAAUAGUAGUGGAGGUAUUGGUGUAGCUGGAGCAACUGGUGGUGAUGCAGGAUCACCAUACUAUUUUAGUAGUAGUGGUAGCAAUAGUGACACGGAAGCACUCAACAAACCACAAAACAUAAACUAUGGCUCAUACCAACACAAGACAAGUGUUACCCAUGUCAGAGGCAAACAUACAUUCACAGAGUUGGAAAAGAUCAAAAUGUCAGACUAUGAAAGUCUUGAUUUUCCCAUCAUCGACAAUCAAAUAUAUAGAGACUUUCAUAAAAAAAUAUCAAGAUUUAGUCAUAUAUUAAGAACAUUUGGUAAAUGGUUUAUUUGUUUUAUGAUUGGUGUUACUGUAGGAGCAAUAGCCUAUGUUGUAAAAACAUGUGUAGAAUCUGUACAAGAAUUUAAAUAUGAAUCAUCCGAGAAAUACAUUCAAAAUGGUCAAAAAGCGGUUGGAUUUCUAGUCUAUUAUUCAAUCAAUGUAUUAUUUGCAAUUACUGCUUCACUUGUUAUUAUUCCUGUUGGUCAAAUAGCAGCAGGAUCCGGUAUACCAGAAGUUAAAGGAUAUUUAAAUGGUAUUAGAAUUCCACAUUCAAUGAAUAUAAAGACAAUGAUUGGAAAGUUGAUAUCACUCAUUCUAGCAUACUCUAGCGGUGCAAUAUUGGGACCCGAGGGCCCGAUGAUUCACAUUGGAUCGAUGAUUGGAGGAGCUAUAGGACAAGUCAAAUCAAAGACAUUCAAAUGGUACCCAAAGAUACUGUGGAAAUAUCACAAUGACCGUGAUCGUCGUGACUUUAUUUCGACGGGUGCUGCUGCUGGUGUGGCAGCUGCUUUUGGUGCGCCUAUUGGAGGUGUGCUGUUUGGCUUUGAAGAAGCAUCAUCGUUUUGGUCGCGUCAGUUGACAUGGCGUACUUUCUUUGCUUGUUUGAUCGCCACGUUUACAACCAACCUCAUUUUACAGGGAUUCCAAGUACAAUUGCACGACUAUGGUGUGCUGACAUUUGGUUUCUCACAAGAGUAUUUGUACCGUUACGUCGAGUUGAUUGCAUUUAUGGGUAUUGGCGUGUGCGGAGGGUUGAUGGGUGCCUUUUUCGUCUACUGUAACGCACGUCUGUCCAAGUGGCGUUCGUCAUUUUUCCAAAACAAGUCUGUGUACUGGCGUAUCAUUGAGGUGUUUGUGUUUAUCACCAUCUCGAGUACGAUGUUGUACAUGUCGGCUUCGUUUACCACGUGUCGUUCGAUCGAGUCGGUUGAACCACCUUGGGACAGCCCACUGCAAAACGACACAACCUUUGUCCGCUUCUUUUGCGAGGAAACCGAGUACAAUGAUAUGGCUGGGUUGUCGUUCAACUCGCUCGACGCUGCCUUGCGUCUGUUGUACAGUCGUUCGGGUAACAUCUUUUCCAUCAAGACGCUGGCCGUCUUUACACUCAUGUCGUUCUUUUUGACAACCGUCACAUCUGGUUUGAUGCUUGCAUCUGGUUUGUUUAUUCCAAUGAUGUUGGUGGGUGGAACGUUUGGCCGUCUUGUCGGCCAGAUUGGUGUCAAGAUCUUCUCGCGUGCCUACCCUCCAAUUGACCCGUCCAUCUACGCGAUGGUUGGUUCGAGUGCUAUGAUGGCUGGUUUCUCACGUAUGACUAUCUCGCUGGCCAUUAUCAUGGUCGAGUUGACCGAAGGUACGCAGUACAUGGUACCGGUCAUUUUGUCGGUCAUGACUGCCAAAUGGGUGGGUGACAUCUUUAACGAGUCAAUCUACGAGCAUUUGAUGGAGCAAAAGUGCUACCCCUUCCUGCCAUCGCAACCACCACAAUCGAUGAUCAAGUUUGGCAUCACCGACGUCAUGAAGACCGAGGUCAUCUCAUUGUACGAGGUUGAAAAGGUGUCACGUAUCAUUCAAGUGUUGCAGUCCAACAAACACCACGGGUUCCCCGUCAUCGAAAAGCCACAACAGGUCAGCGACGACCUCAUCGACGAAGGUAUCUACUGUGGACUGAUUCUGCGUAGUCAGCUCAUCAUCUUGCUCAACUACCACAUCUUUUGCCACGAGCAACCUCAACUCCCCAACUAUGGACGUCGUCGUACCAACAGCAACGUCAAACAACGUCGUUGGGGAAAGGCCACCGACUAUGGCCAUAUUCCUGCCGACGGAAGAAUGAACUACAAGGUUAUGGCUCAGGCUCUUGCCAGACAUUUCCCUCCCAUUCAUGAAAUGAAUAUUUCAAAAGAAGAUAUCGAAAAUAUGUAUAUUGAUUUAAGACCAUAUAUGAAUCUUAGUAGUGUAGUAGCAAAUGAAACAUUUUCAUUUGGUGAAGGAUAUAAUUUAUUUAGAACGAUGGGUUUAAGACAUAUGCCAGUUGUCAACAAGAGAAACGAAGUUGUUGGCUUUGUCACUAGAAAGGAUUUAUUAUAA